AUGGCCAAAGCGGCCCGCCUCACCAUUGUCGAAGCCGAAGAGAUCGUCCCAAUCGGUACUUUUGACGCGAACGACAUCGACCUCCCCGGCAUCUUCGUCGACCGCAUCGUUCCUUCCACAGCUCCCAAGAACGUCGAGAUCAAGAAGCUCCGAAAACCCGCUGCCUCCUCAGAUGCAUCAUUCAAGAACGAGGCAGCAGAGCGUCGCGACCGAAUCGCUCGCCGAGCAGCGAAGGAACUGAAGCAAGGAUACUACGUCAACUUGGGUGUCGGAAUCCCAACGGCAGCAGCGUCUUUCGUGCCUGACGGUGUGAAGGUGUGGCUACAAUCCGAGAACGGCAUUUUGGGCAUGGGCCCCUACCCGACCGAAGAGGAGCUCGACCCAGACAUCAUCAACGCCGGUAAGGAGACAGUCACACUCCUGCCGGGCGCCUCAACAUUCGACUCUGCAGAGUCAUUCGGCAUGAUUCGUGGAGGCCACGUCGAUGUCUCUAUCCUAGGCGCUCUCCAAGUCAGUGCUUCCGGCGACCUAGCAAACUAUAUGGUACCUGGAAAGGUUUUCAAGGGCAUGGGCGGCGCCAUGGACCUCGUCAGCAACCCAGAAGCUACCAAGGUAGUGGUCGCUACUGAGCACGUCGCGAAGGACGGAUCAAGCAAGAUUGUUCAGGAAUGCAAGCUGCCGUUGACGGGAGCCAAGUGCGUCAGCACUAUCAUUACAGACAUGUGUGUAUUCGAGGUCAACCGGAAGCGUGGUACUUUGACGCUUACCGAGACUGCGCCUGGUGUGAGCGUCGAGGAUGUCAAGGCGAAGACAGAUGCUAGCUUUGAGGUUGCGCCUGAUCUUAAGACCAUGGAGUAG
This is a messenger RNA of Alternaria triticimaculans, 858 nucleotides long. RefSeq lists its product as uncharacterized. The transcript has a single exon. Bases 1 to 858 code for a protein of 285 amino acids. The record is from RefSeq and is a predicted model, not a curated record. Gene Ontology annotation, molecular function: succinyl-CoA:3-oxo-acid CoA-transferase activity. NCBI's taxonomy places the organism in Eukaryota, Fungi, Ascomycota, Dothideomycetes, Pleosporales, Pleosporaceae.